Molecule: messenger RNA, 1883 nt
Organism: Setaria italica (foxtail millet)
Lineage: Eukaryota; Viridiplantae; Streptophyta; Magnoliopsida; Poales; Poaceae
Product: pentatricopeptide repeat-containing protein At1g71060, mitochondrial
Exons: 1
Coding region: 99-1571 (490 amino acids)
Molecular function (GO): protein binding
Source: RefSeq, a predicted model, not a curated record
UAUAGGAUAGGGCUUAGGACAUAACCACAGAUAAAGAAACCCCUUCCCACCUCUGCCGCCUUCUCCCCGAUCCCACCCACCACCGAGUCCCCGCCGAGAUGGCCGACCACCGGGGCAAGCGGCCGUCGGAAGCCGCGGCCGCGGCGGCAUCGCCAGCGGCGAAGCGCGCCCGCGACCCGUCCGCACCGGCGUUCCCCACGUACAAGGAGGCCCCGAACUUGAAGAUCCAAAUCCUCGGCGAGAUACUGGCCUCCGCCUCCUCCGCCGCCGACGUGGACGAUAAGCUCACCAAGGCCAAUAUCGGCGUCACCACCGACGACGUCGAGCAGGUGCUCCGCUUCUCCUACGCGCACCCGCGCGCCGCCGCCGCCUUCUUCAGCUGGGCGGGCCACCAGCACCUCGGCCACGAGCACUCCCCUUACUCGUGGAACCUUGUCGUCGACAUCCUCGGCAAGAACCGAAUCUUCGAGCCCAUGUGGGAAACCGUCAGGUCCAUGCACUCCCAGCGCCUUCUCUCGCUGGCCACCUUCGCCUCCGUGUUCUCCUCCUUGGCGGCCAGCCCCGGUGGCAACCCGCUCAAGGCGUUCGUGGACAUGCCACGCUACGGCAUGGCCCGCGACACGACGGCGCUCAACUCUCUCCUCUCCGCGCUUUGCCGCGCCAACCGCCUCGACGACGCCCGCGCCGCGAUUCCCGUGGCUCGCGCCGAGGCCGGCACGCGCCCGGACGCCGACUCCUACGCCAUCCUUCUCGAGGGCUGCGAGGCAGCCGCUGAUCCGCGGGUUGCGCGCGAGGUGUUCGACGAAAUGGUGCGUGACGUCGGCUUUGAUCCUAACAACGUGCCUGCCUAUGAUUCCUUCCUUACUACACUUGUUUCAAGUGACUCCUCCACGGCGCUACCGGAAGCGAUGGAUUAUCUGGCAGUCUUGAGCCGGCGCGGGUGCUCGCCAGGAGAGAAGUUCUUCCAUGCCGCUCUUGUUGCACACCUUGAGGCACGCAAAUUGCGUGAUGCAAUGGCGCUUUGGGAUGACUUUGUUGGACAUCGGGGGCUCGUCCCGGAUUUGGAGAUGUACAACACAAUGAUCAUGCUGCAGGGCAGUCUUGGGCAUGCUGAGGUGACAGUGGAGUAUCUCGACGACAUGGCCUUCAACGGAGUGUUCCCUGACGCUGGCACAUAUAAUUUGGUCCUCCAGUUUUUGCUCAAGGGGAGGAAGCUCCGGGAGGCAGCAGCGAUCUUUAGCGAGAUGGUCAAGAAUGAGCUUUGGCCAAAUGAGGAGAAUUGCUCAUUUGCACUUUGCAUGUUCUUGGAUACACGUGAUUGGGAGAUGGGGAUCAAGGUCUGGAACUGCAUGGUGGAGAAUGGCCUGCCACCAUUGGAAGAGAGUGGGAACAUGCUGGUAUCAAAGCUGAGGGAUGACAGGCUGCCCGAGGCAUGCAAGUAUGCUGAAGACAUGAUUGACCGAGGUAUCAAGUUGAGCUCAUCGACUCUGUCAAAGCUGAAGCAGUGCCUGCAGAAGAUUAGGAAAGGAGAGAUCCAUGAUCACCUACUUAAAAAAUGGAAGGCACGCUAGUUUGUUGAGGUCUCUUAUGCCAGUUAGUGGGUUAGCAUGAUUAAAGACACGUGAGAUCGUUUCUUCACUCUUUAGCGGACAGAUUUAUUGUGCUUUUGUUGCUUGGAAAUUUAGUUUCUGUGCAGUCUCCAAAAAAUUUAGGUGAACUGUGUACGAUGUAACAUAUCAGUAGAGGAUGGUUUUAGUAUCUUAGACUUGAAGCUCCUAACAUGUCUUCUGUUUUGGUCCAUGAGAUUCUUCCUCGGUGCUUUUAGUUUGAUCUUUAUUUUGAGCUUUCUCUUGCCCUUUUGAUAUGGCAUGAUAAAUUGAUAA